Messenger RNA from Colletotrichum orchidophilum, 408 nucleotides. RefSeq lists its product as uncharacterized. The record is from RefSeq and is a predicted model, not a curated record. Bases 1 to 408 code for a protein of 135 amino acids. The transcript has a single exon. NCBI's taxonomy places the organism in Eukaryota, Fungi, Ascomycota, Sordariomycetes, Glomerellales, Glomerellaceae.
AUGACUCAGGCAGCAAACCCCGAAGUGUUUGCGACCUCUGAGUGGCUCAUGGCUGUCUCUAGCCUCGUUUUGCUGUGGCUCACUCCCUUGUUCGUGUUUGGGUAUCCGGACCAAGCAUUGAAAAAGCAAUGCUGGUUGAUUGGAAUGGAUCAUGACCACUACCUUAGGCCCUGGCAAAAAAAAAAAUCGUGGAGUAGAAAUAGAUACCGAGACAGAGACGAACAACAAAGGGAAUGGAUGAGGUGGCCUCAAUGCCCUUUCUUCCCGACAUCUGCCUCCUCCCAUCGACCUACGCCUGGGAAGCUGACAGGUGACGACGAGAGGAGACCGGAUGAAUCGAGGUCGGAGACGGGACGGAUACGUCUAGCAUACGCUCCGGGGCCGAUGAUGCAUGUCAUAAGGUACUAG